Aspergillus nidulans FGSC A4 is the source of this 1829-nucleotide messenger RNA. Its product is annotated as putative isoamyl alcohol oxidase. Lineage: Eukaryota; Fungi; Ascomycota; Eurotiomycetes; Eurotiales; Aspergillaceae. Bases 1 to 1701 code for a protein of 566 amino acids. The record is from RefSeq and is a predicted model, not a curated record. Gene Ontology annotation, molecular function: FAD binding; flavin adenine dinucleotide binding; oxidoreductase activity. The transcript is spliced from 3 exons.
AUGAAGGCCGUCUGGAUUGCUGCCCUGCUCUUCGGUGCCACCGCGACCGCGGCUCCGGCCGCAAGCUCCAGCAACACAUCCUGCCACUGUCUCCCUGGAGACGCCUGCUGGCCGUCGGCUGCCAAGUGGAAUGCGCUCAACAGCACAGUCGGCGGACGGUUGAUCGCCACUGUGCCGAUCGGAUCGGUUUGCCACGAGCCCACCUAUGAUGCGGAAGCGUGCGCGCAGUUGCAGGAAGACUGGAAUCUGCCGCAGACUCACUAUGUCUCUUCUUCAUCGAUCAUGCAGCAGUUCUUCACCAAUCGCAGCUGCGAUCCCUUUGAUGAGGAUUCGUCGUGCGAGCUGGGCAACUAUGUCAGCUACGCUGUCGACGUCGCGUCAAGCGCUGAUGUCGUUGCUGCCAUUAAGUUCGCUCAGCAGAACAACAUCCGUCUUGUAAUUAAGAAUACUGGUCAUGACUACCUGGGCCGCUCUACCGGCGCGGGCGCGCUCUCUGUUUGGACGCACCAUCUCAAUAGCAUUGAGUACCUUGAUUGGUCCGACUCCACCUACUCAGGACCCGCCUAUAAAUUGGGCAGUGGCGUCAUGGGCUACGAGGUCCUCGAGGCCACCCAUGCCCAGGGCUAUGUGCUGGUCGGUGGCGAGUGCCCUACCGUCGGCCUGGCAGGCGGCUACACGCAAGGAGGAGGCCACUCGGCCCUGAGCACCACCUUCGGUCUGGGUGCUGACCAGACCCUGGCUUUUGAAGUGGUCACGGCCAACGGGCGUGUCGUUACGGCCUCACGCACGAAGAACACUGACCUCUACUGGGCCCUCAGCGGUGGUGGCGCCGGCAACUGGGGCGUCGUUCUCUCAGUCACUGUCAAGGCGUACAAGAGCGCGCCCGUUUCAGGGGCGUACCUGGCCUUCACCACCUCCAACCUGUCUGAAGACGUCUAUACCAAGGCUCUGACGCAGUUCCACGAGCUGCUGCCUGCCAUGGUCGACGCCGGAACGACCGUGAUCUACCAAAUCCUGCCCGGCUACUUCCUCAUCAAGCCAUUGACUGCGUACAACAAGACGACCGCCGAGGUCAAGGCUGUUCUCGCGCCCUUCCUCUCUGCGCUCGACGGUCUCUCUAUCCAGUACUCUGUCUCUUACACUGAGUACGAGACCUACUACGACCACUAUGAGAAGUAUAUGGGCCCUCUGCCAAACGGUAACCUCGAAGUCGGCACCUUCACGUACGGCGGCCGUCUCCUUCCCCGCUCGGUCGUCGAGUCUGAUGCUGCUUCUAUUGCUCAGGUUCUGUACAAUUUCACCUCGCAGAAUGUCGUCGCCGUCGGUGUAGGUCUCAAUGUCUCCAACACCAACGAUGUCGACAACGCCAUCUUUGCUCCUUGGCGCAAAGCCCUCGUCACUAUGCAGUUCGGUAUCACCCUCGGCAACGAGAAGCCCUGGUCCCAGAUCUUGGCUGAUCAGCAGACGGUCACUAAUGAACUUGCGCCCCAGCUUGAGGCUCUCACUCCUGGGUCCGGGACCUACGAGAACGAGUCCAACUUCCUCCAGCCGAACUGGAAGCAGGUCUUCUUUGGUGAAAACUACGAUAAACUAGCCAAGAUCAAGAAGAAGUGGGACCCCAACACCUUCUUUUACUCCUUCAAGGGCGUCGGCAGUGACUACUGGACCGUCUCCGAAUCUGGCCGGAUGUGCAAGGCCUGAGAGAAGAUGCCCGUGGUGGUGAAUGUCAUUAUGAUGUACUUUAUCCCCUUACGGCGACGGACUUUAAACUUAUAGAAUACCCAUAGACUUAAUGUGCUAAUAUACUUAAUGUGACCUGAAUUUCACUU